Phaeoacremonium minimum UCRPA7 is the source of this 741-nucleotide messenger RNA. Its product is annotated as putative cytochrome p450 protein. The transcript has 3 exons. The record is from RefSeq and is a predicted model, not a curated record. NCBI's taxonomy places the organism in Eukaryota, Fungi, Ascomycota, Sordariomycetes, Togniniales, Togniniaceae. The coding region runs from base 1 to 741 and encodes 246 amino acids. Gene Ontology annotation, molecular function: iron ion binding; monooxygenase activity; oxidoreductase activity, acting on paired donors, with incorporation or reduction of molecular oxygen.
AUGACGUCUUGGUAUAACUGGGUUACAUUCGAUAUGAUCGGCGACCUUGCCGUUGGUGAACCGUUUGGCUGCGUGGAUAACGCACACGAUCCCCCUUGGGUAAAGCUCAUUUUCAAGCAUAUCAAGGGCAUGGCCAUCGCCACUGCUCUGAUCAGGUAUCCUUUUGCCGACAGCCUCGCCGCAUUAUUGACUCCAAAGAACGUGAUAAAUGACAUAAAGAACCACUGGGAGUUUACGGAAGCACAACAAAUCUCGCACAAAGAGACCCUCGCCAACGCCCACAAUCUGAUCGUGGGCGGAUCUGAGACAACCACAACUGCGCUAUCAGGCACCACUUAUCUGCUGGCUACCAACAGACGAAUCUUGCGAAAGUUACAGGACGAGCUAAGGGCGAACUUCAACAGCGAAGACGAGAUUGACUUUCUCAGCGUCCAGAAACCGGAUUACAUGAUGGCCGUCUUGCACGAGACUCUCCUCAUCUAUCCACCUGUGCCUUCUGCCAUACCUCGCAAGGCACCCCCUAAUGGGACUACGAUUCGUGGAGAGUAUAUUCCGCCCGACACUAUUCUCCAAAUCUGGCAGUGGCCCAUGUUCCACAACCCGAAACUCUUCAAAGAUCCCGAACGCCUGAUCCCAGAAAGAUGGCUUGGUGACCCCGAGUUUGCGAGCGACAGAUUGGAAGCGGCGCAGCCAUUCUCUGUCGGACCACGCAACUGCAUUGGAAAAAAGUUUGUGUCAUGA